CACCAAUAGGGAUGUGAUGCUUCUGCUAGAGCUGCUGUCCAUAGGCUGAGCACACAGUAUCUAGAAGGGGAUUCACUGGGUACAGUUAGUGCACAGAGUCUCAGGCAGACUCUAAGACAUCAGGGGAUUCCCCUCUGUGCAGAAAGUCUUCUUGGUGCUCAGUCUCUGCUCUGUGUCCAGGAUGCAGCUCUGCAAGGGACGUUUCCUGGGGAUCUCUGUGGCUAUUGCACAUGGGGUAUUCUCUGGUUCUCUUAACAUCCUGCUUAAGUUCCUAAUAAGCAAGUACAAUUUCUCCUUCCUAACCCUAGUGCAGUGCAUGACCAGCUCCACUGCAGCUCUGACCCUGGAGGUGCUCAGACGUUGUGGAAAGAUUUCUGUCCCUCCAUAUGGGUUCCAGCUCGCCAGGAUGUUUGCAGGGGUAACAAUUCUCUCCACUCUGCAGUCCAGCCUGACACUAUGGUCUCUGCGAGGACUCAGUCUACCUAUGUACGUUGUGUUCAAGCGAUGUCUGCCCCUGGUGACACUAUUAAUUGGAGUACUGGUGCUUAGGAACGGGCUGCCCUCUGUAGGGGUGCUCAUUGCAGUCUUCAUCACUACUUGUGGGGCUGCCCUGGCAGGGGCUGGUGACCUGAGUGGAGAAGUUGUAGGAUACAUAACCGGAGGGCUGGCUGUAUUAGUUCAUGCUGCAUAUCUUGUGAUUAUCCAGAAGACUAGUACAGAUAGUGACCACGGGCCUCUGACUGCACAGUACAUCAUUGCCGUUACUGCAACUCCUCUGCUGAUAAUUUUCUCAUUUGCCAGUAUGGACAUGAUCAAUGCAUGGUCCUUCCCAGGUUGGAAAGACCCAGUCAUGGUUUGUACUUUCAUUGCAUGUACUUUGAUUGGUUGCGCCAUGAAUUUUACCACCCUACAUUGUACGUAUAUAAAUUCGGCUGUCACUACAAGUUUUGUUGGAGUGGUGAAGAGCAUAGCCACCAUUACAGUAGGUAUGCUUGCCUUUAAUGACGUAGCACCCACUUCCCUUUUCAUUGCUGGUGUGGUUGUCAACACAUUUGGGUCCGUAAUCUACUGUGUAGCCAAAUAUUUUGAGACACGGAGACAGAUCAACUACGAAGAUUUGGAAAAAGAGACAAUGAAAGAUGAAGCUCAAGAUGGGCAGCCACCACCUUUUGCUAUGGAAGAAAUUUUACAGGACAAUAAUUCUGAAGGACAGGCCCUAGAAAAGCCAGUGGCUGAAACUGAGAAUCCAGCUGAUGAAAAAAAAGAAAGCACAUGGGCUGCAGUUUUACAAUCACAUGGCACCCCUAAGACUUCUGAUGAAGAUAAUAGGAGUCCAUUAAAAGAUGCAUAUCUUGGAGUAUGGAGGAUGGUUAGGGGUACUAGAUUUUUAAAGAAGGAUUAUCUUAUAGAGAAUGAGGAACUUCCUAGUCCUUAACAUUUGAUUAAAUUAUGAUUAUUAAGGAACUUACAUUUUAUAUUCUGUCGCAAGAGAUGAGAGAAAUAUCCUGCAGAAAUGUUGGCACACUUUUAGUUAACACUCACACAUCAUAUACAAAUGUAUUUAUUUUUUCAUUUACACACACACUUUUAAGAUCUCCUCCAUCUGUAACAGAGAGCAUUAUAUAUUUGCAUUUUAUCAGUUAUACAUAUUUAUCUUGUAUACAUUAUUACAGUCUUCCUACAAAGGUAACAUAAAAGGGGUAUGCAUCUUCUCAGAAAUAUGUGAAACAGGAAAUUUAACCAGAGGAUACUUAUUUACAUUCACGACUAAAUACCAGGCAAGUAAGAAACAUUCAUUAUACCCAUUCUGUAUUCACACAACAAAUGAGGCAUUUACUAAUUUAAAUGUACACCUCAUAUAAUUCGAUUAUUUUAUUCAUUAAAGUUUUUUAUUUUGUCAUUCAGAAGCUUUUACUGUACUUCAAGGGGUUUUACAGCCAACAACACUCAUCACCUAUCCAGAGCAUAAGUGGUGAGUGCUGGGGAUCUGACUGUUGGGACAACAAUCAGUCAUGAGAAUGGGGUCUAUUUUCCCCCAAGUCAAAUGGAGCAGCAGUAGGAUGGGGCAUGGGAUGCCCGUUCUUGUGAUAAGUGGUGGUCCCACAUAUCUUGUGGAUCGAUCAUGAGUGUUGUUGUUGAAGAAACCUCUCUAGUUGCUGUGUCUUGCUUUGAAAACACACACAAUGAAAGAUUUUGAAGGGGCUUUGUUUUACCUGUACAAAAUAUUAUUUAGUCUAUUUAUUAGUUGUCAUAGAUCUCACAUCAUGACAACAUAAAUAUCAACUUUGCAGUACAGUGUUAGGGUAGGGUCACAUUUAACGCAUCUGCAGCGUAUUUUAUGCUGCAGAUCUGCCAAUUACAGACCCUAGAGUGAACCCCCUGCCUGUGUCCCUAUGCCUACUUGUAACAGCAAUCUGCUGCUAUGAGCGCACACACAGGGAUCUGCAUGACUGUAGUAAACUGCGCAUGCACAGUUUUUACUCACAGGCAUCAAGGCUGCUCCUCUGCUCCCUGAGCUUGGUAGAGAGCUGCUGCGAUGUCCGAGAGUAAACUGAGUAUGUGCAGAUCCCUGUGUGUGUGUGUGUGUGUGUGUGCUCAUAGUGUCAAGGUUGGCUGCUGGUUAGGCCUUAAAAUGUGCAUGACUGUCGCUGUAUACUGCUGAGUGUCGACACAAGAAAUUAACACCAGACAAAAUGUUGGUAUAUAUCUCCUUCUCAGCAUACUGGCUAAGGAGCUGUCCCAAGGAGUUCUGUUUAUUAUAUGGAAGUUCAAAUGUUUUGUCUCCAACUUCCAACCUUUUCUUUAUCUUGCUUCUUCUGGCCUCAUCCCAAGGUCCUCAUCUUAGUUACAAGCAAAUAGCAAGCUGAUAUAUAGGUUAAGGGCAGGUAACAAAUAUCUUUCUGCAGCAUUAGCAAUGGCAUAUAAGUAUUAAUAUAUUGAUCAGCCAUCAGAAUCAUUAUGAUCAAUUUCAACAAUUCCCCCCUAAAGAUAUUUGUUAAACGUAACGUGGUUUGAGACAAGUGUCUCUUUAUGAACCACCCCCCUUUGUACCCAGACUGAUCCUUCACCUGGGACUCCUAUAUUAGCCCUACUCAGGGUUUGCCCUUGCGCCAUUGGAAUACAGGAUAGUUGUUCUCAUGGGGGAAAUUCUCUCAGUCAUGCUUGGGUCUGAUGUACCAAUUAGGUUCAGAUAAGCUGAAAUAGUAGGUUCAAUACAUUGCCCCUGUUGGAAUUGCGGCCUCUACAGUGGAGGCUAUUGUUUUCUGUACACAGGGGACUAUGCAACAUUCAAUUAUUAUUAUCAUUGCAAUGAAAACCACUUAUGUGAUAACUACUUGGAGAAACCAUUUUUUUCAGUCUCCUAACCGUGAGAAAUAUUGAUCCCAGGGGGGACAAAUCCUAUAGCUUCUUUAUGGCCUUUGUAACCUUACCAUUUGGACCAGUGUUACCUGGUAUGUAAGUGCAACAUGUCUCACCCAUCAUUUUACAUACCCCUCCUUUUUCUGCCAAUAUCAUAUCUAGGGCCAUUCUAUUCUGGAAGGUCAUGGUAGAAGUGGAUUCUAACUGUUCAGCUAAUUCUUUAAGGGCAUCCCUUCUAUAAUUUACAAACCUUUGUUGUUUGUAAUAUAUGUAGUUUAUCCAUUCAACAUUUUUGCUGGCAGGGAUCAUAGGAAAAAUGUAUUCAAACCCUGCCUUUACCUGGUCUCUUGCUUUAAACUCAUCAGUUACCCCCCUUGGGACUCCAAUAGCAUCGAAGUACACAUGUGGAUCUAGACUGCCUCCAGGGGCCUCCCUCUUCCUCCUACUUUGAGUAUCAACUGAUUUAGCUAAUUUAAUCUCAUACUCCUGAUCUGGGAUUAUGUGCAGAGGCAUUAGAACUUUGGCUAGUGCACAUUCACCCGUCCAAUCACCCUCCAGUCGUGCUCGGAUUUUCAUGCCACCACAAAUCCAAUAGAUGUCACCUAAGGGGUAAACCUGAUUUUGUGUCUGCGGUCCACUUAGUUUGCUGUAUUCAGAACAAUACCUUUGGGAAAAUUUCCCAUAAAUGUACUUUUCCCUUUUCUGCUAACAUAGCAGGUGUAGUUUACUAUUGUAAACGGUAAUCCCCUCACCUGGCCUUGUGCUCUCAGUUUUUAAAGGGUACUCUUUCUUCCAGUGUACACAUUUUGUAUAGUCAGUGGUCAUGUUGGUAAAAAGACUAAUAAAACACUGCUGACUCUCUUCUGGAAUGUUUAAAGGAACUGUACCAAGGUGAGGUCUAGCUGCAGCACAUACAUAACAUGCUGAUUUGCUAUGUUUUUUAAUGGUAUAUUUUAUCCAUUCUAGCCAUAGGUUAAUGUCUGAGGACCCGGUUUCAACUAUCAUGGUAUCCUCAAUUGUGGGGUCUGCUGUAGUUACCAUUUGAUCUUUAAAAGCCUGGGCAUGUUGCAGUAUGGGAUUUAUUAUUGGUCUUAAAUGAUCUUUGAACUCAUUUGAAAUGGCCAUGUCCAUGAGCCUGAAUUCUCCCCAAUUACCCCUUGAGUGUCCCUCCAUAUACAACCCUAGAAUAUAUUCCCCCUGAUCUUGUGGACCGGGGUUUUCUAUCUUGAUGGUAAGAGGCAUAUUAGAACCAGUUUUUCCAUUUCUGUUACAGGAGCCCGUUUUAGUAAGUAUUAUUCUCUGGCACCUCGGGACAAUUCACUAUGUCACUGUAGUCACUGGAAGAGUCAUACCAAAAUGUGGGAUACAACCCUUGGGUCAUUGCCAAGUCGGCCCAGUAGUGUUGUGGAGUCGAAUUGGGGUGCUGGGUUUGCACUCCACUUAUACAUAAAAGCAUAUAUAUCAAGAACAUGAUGUAUGAAUCCUCUUGCAGUGCGAGGCGUGUAUCCAUGUUGAUUUUCCUUCCAGUUUCACCGAGGUUGGAGUUGUCAGUAGAACCUGGUAAGGACCUUCGAAUCUAGGUUCCAGCGGCCCCCUCACGUGUCUUUUCAUGAGGAAAAACUCACCAGGCUGCAGAUUGUGACUUCCUGGUUUAGUGUCUGGAUCUGGAAUGGAAGAAUAAACUGCAGCAUGUGUUACUCUCAGCUCAUUACACAGUGUGAUAACAAACUUUACCAGACUAUAAUUUCCUGCACUAAGCUGCUGAGGGUAGUAACAUCCUAGCUGAGGGACCCCCCAAAAAGGUGUCUAAUAUGGGGUUAGACCUGUUGGCUUUCGGGGUGUGUUUCUAACAGAGUGCAAAGCUAUGGGCAGCACUUCUGGCCAUGCAAGGGACAGUUCUCUUCUGGCUUUUAGGAUUUUGUUCCUUAGGGUGCCAUUCAGUCUUUCAACUUUCCCACUGCUCUGGAGAUGAUAUGGGGUAUGGAGUCUGAGGUCUGCUCCCACCAUUUUCCAUAGUUCUCUUUUAAUCAUUUUCCAAAGUUCUUUUGUAAUAUCUGCAAUGAAAGCCGGUCCUUGGUCGCUUUCAAUUAGUUAAGGGACUCCAAAUCUGCAUACCAGCUCUGUUAGUAGUUUCUUUACAGAAGUCUUUGCUGUAAUAUUAGUAACCGGGUAGGCUUCUGGCCAUCCUGAGAACAUGUCCACCGCUACUAGCAUGUACUCAAUGUUUGUUUCCACUUUUGGACAAUUGAAUGUGGUCAAUCUGGAUCCUCUGAAAUGGGUGGCAAGGUUUGGCCAAGUGUUUCUUAGGAGUAACUUCUGUUCUUCCAGGUUUACAGGUGGUGCAAAUGUCACAUCCCUUGACAUAUUGUUCAACUGAUGUUGUUAUUCUGGGUGCAAGGUAGAUUUUGUUGAUAGAAGUGAUCAUUUGUUUUUUUCCUCUGUGGGUGACUCCAUGAGCCUAUUGAGUCACCCCCGGGUAAAGGGCUUGGGGAAGGCAAAUCUUGUUUGCUUUUCUCCAUAGGCCAUCUGAUUCAUUGAGCCCAGCUCCCAUUUUCUCCCACAUGCUCUUUUCCUUGUCCAAGGCUUGAGUCUAGAACUGUUUCAGUGUCUUGAGUCUAGGGUUUUCAUAUUCCUCUUCUGAUUAUUUCUUCCAUUUUCUUGUCACCACAAAAACCCCUGCUUCCUCUUGAGAAAGGGGCAGUAUUGCAGCUUCUUUAGCUGCUUGGUCUGCCAAGAAAUUGCCUUUAAGGCUAGGGAAAAAAGGAGCGGACACACAUAUGACAAUAGUAACUUUUUAAGCAUGGAUUUAUAUGUCUCCGUGCACUUACUUCACCAAGGGGAGCCGAUAUCAGUCCUGCUCCCCUCAGUAAAGUAAGUGCAUGGAGACAUAUAAAUCCAUGCUUAACCCCUUAAGGACCGAGGGUUUUUCCGUUUUUGCAUUUUCGUUUUUUCCUCAUUUAAAAAAUCAUAUUUAAAAACCAAUUCUACUUUGUAAUGAUGUCAGUCAUUUUGCCCCAAAGUCUACGGCGAAACAAAAAAAAAAAUCAUUGUGAGACAAAAAAAAACAACAAAAAAAACAAAACGCUGUUUUGUAACUUUUGGGGGCUUCCAUUUCUACGUAGUACAUUUUUCGGUAGAAAAUUACACCUUAUCUUUAUUCUGUAGGUCCAUACGAUUAAAGCGAAAUCCUACUUAUAUAGGUUUGAUUUUGUCGUACUUCUGGAAAAAAUCAUAACUACAUGCAGGAAAAUGUAUACGUUUAAAAUUGUCAUCUUCUGACCCCUAUAACUUUUUUAUUUUUCCGCGUAUGGGGCAGUAUGAGGGCUAAUUUUUUGCGCCGUGAUCUGAAGUUUUUAGCGGUACCAUUUUUGCAUUGAUAGGACUUACUGAUUCAUUUUUUCAUGAUAUAAGAAGUGA
Messenger RNA from Hyla sarda, 6777 nucleotides. RefSeq names its product solute carrier family 35 member D3 (gene SLC35D3). Lineage: Eukaryota; Metazoa; Chordata; Amphibia; Anura; Hylidae. Gene Ontology annotation, cellular component: Golgi apparatus. Gene Ontology annotation, molecular function: antiporter activity. Bases 182 to 1435 code for a protein of 417 amino acids. The transcript has 2 exons. The record is from RefSeq and is a predicted model, not a curated record.